Molecule: messenger RNA, 1327 nt
Organism: Sinocyclocheilus grahami
Lineage: Eukaryota; Metazoa; Chordata; Actinopteri; Cypriniformes; Cyprinidae
Product: SWI/SNF-related matrix-associated actin-dependent regulator of chromatin subfamily E member 1-related-like
Biological process (GO): regulation of gene expression
Cellular component (GO): nucleus
Source: RefSeq, a predicted model, not a curated record
AAUUUUCUGAAUUCAUGUAAUGGGUGGUGUAAAGCAAGAGCAAACGGAUGCUCCUGCAUCUAAAGACUCUCAACACACAGAUAAUGCACAAGAGGAGAACCAAUCGACUUCACAGCCGGUAAAGAAGCGAGGCUGGCCAAAAGGGAAGAAGAGAAAGAAGGUGUUACCAAAUGGCCCCAAGGCUCCGGUUACUGGCUACGUGCGUUUCUUGAAUGAGCGACGGGAACACAUCCGAGCACUUCACCCGGAUCUUCCCUUCCCAGAAAUCACCAAGAGACUCGGAGCAGAAUGGAGCCGCUUGGCUCCUCAUGAUAAACAGGUAUUUUUUUGUGCGCGUGAACAUUGUCCAGAUGUUUCCUUUUAAAGGAAUAUUUCACCCAAGAAUGAAAAUUUGCUGAAAGUGUACUCACGUUUUUUUUUUUUCUCAGAACACACCAUAAACAUCAACGUGGAAAGCUAUAUUCUUAAAAUUGCGCAUUUCUCAGUGCGAGAAGCUGAGCUGCGGCGACUGCGCAAGGCUAAUGUGGAGUUCGAAGAGCAGAAUGCGGUUCUCCAGAAGCACAUUGCUGACAUGUUCAGCGCUAAAGAGCGACUGGAGGCUGAGCUGGGCCAGGAUGAGCUUCGCACGCAAGCUCUACAGCGCCACCUACAGGUGAUCAAACAGACACUGGUCAACAGCCUGGCCACUGUGCCUUUGCCAGGCACAGGCGAGACGCCAUCAGUUGGAACGCUGGACUCAUACCUGAGUCGCUUGAGUAGUGCUUUAGAGAGCAGGCCUCAUGAGCAUCGCGCCUUAGUCCUCAAGCUACAAGAGCUCUUAGCUCACCUAGACAGUGAGAAGCUUUGAAAGCAUGUCUACAGCUGUGGUGGAUCUAGAUGUCCCAAGAAUUGGGAAGACCUGGGAUCACCAUGCUCUACCUAUGAUUUUUCUGCCUUCCAGGGUGUAAUGGGCCAUACAGUUUAAUUGGAUAUUUUUACUCGCCAAUAAGCUAAUUUGUAACACUGGUGCCGGCGGAUUCUAAACUCAUGUAAUGUAAUCCAUCAUAUUAUUGCUGUUUUGACAAUUACAGCAGCUCAUUUAAAGACUAAGUCCAUGUAGAAUCAUGGAAAGCAUGGUUUAAAGGCAUGCUACGAUUUUUACAAAGUAAUAUUGUCUUUACUAAGUUGUAAUGAAAUGUAAAGUGCAGUGUUUUACAUCGGGUGACCUAAACCCUUGCUGCACAGUGCUGUGGAUUGCAUGACCCUGAGAACUGCACCAUGAAUUUUACUCUAAACAUUGAGUAGCAUUCCUAAUCAUUAUGGUUUCUGAAUUAAAAUUCCUAAAUAA